AUGCGACACUUACACGGUCCGUCGGGGGCUGAAUGUGACGAUCCCACGGAGCAAAUCGAAUCGGCACUAGACUACGCUUCGCACGUGCUGAAUUUACCGUUUGACCAGAAAGUUGUCCGAACGAGGAGUUCCAUUGAAAGUCAAUUUUCGAAGUUGUCCGUAGCGGAAUGCGGGGCGCAUCAAGAGCAAGUCGUGUCCGCCCUUUGCAUACGAGCAUCCGCACGUGAUCCUGAAUAA
This is a messenger RNA of Danaus chrysippus (African queen), 237 nucleotides long. The record is from the annotation of a GenBank genome assembly. NCBI's taxonomy places the organism in Eukaryota, Metazoa, Arthropoda, Insecta, Lepidoptera, Nymphalidae.